This is a messenger RNA of Penaeus vannamei (Pacific white shrimp), 975 nucleotides long. The record is from RefSeq and is a predicted model, not a curated record. NCBI's taxonomy places the organism in Eukaryota, Metazoa, Arthropoda, Malacostraca, Decapoda, Penaeidae.
AUGUACCACUGGCAACCGAGGCAGAAAACCACGGGUGCUUCAGGUAGAUUGUCCAUUAUGGAACCUCGGCACAAAGACUUGUUUCUGCCUCCUGGAAAUGGGUCGACCCAGAAGGAUCCCAAAAGGACCCCAGAAGUACCAAAGAAAGACCCCAAAGAAAGGACCACAGAAAGACCCCAAAAAACGCCCCAGAAGGACCCUAGAAAGACCCCAGAAGGACCCAGAAAGACCCCCCAGGAGGACCCCAGAAGGACCCCAGAAGGGACCCAGAAGGACUCAGGCACAAAAGACGCUAAAGAAGGGAAAGACCCUAAAGAACGAUCCCCCACAAAGAGAAAAAACCCCAAAGAAGGACCCACAGGUUCUAGAAAGACCCCAGAAAGACCCCAAAAGGACCCCAGAAAGACCCCAGGAAGGACCACAAAGAUGGACCCAGAAAGACCCCCAGAAGGACCACAGAAACCCCCAAAGAACGCCCCCAGGACCACAGAAAUACCCAAAAGACCUCCAGGAGGACCCCAGCAGGACCCCAAAAGCCCCCAUUCCGCAUUCGCCGCGAGAGCCAGGGACGCGGGCGACUUGUACUGUGGUCGCAAGGGGCCGGACAUUAACUUGGAUGUGGGUAGCGCCGAGAUUCCGUUGUCGAACGCACCCGUCAGUGAGGAUCCUCCCUUCCUAACAGGAGUUAGGGGAGCGAUCUCCAAGCUGAAGAGUGACCACCUUGUGAAGCAUCAGAUGCCGGAACAAUCUGGAUUCACUCCUGGUAAGUCCACCAUAGACCACAUCCUUGAGCUUCGAGUCAUUAUAAUGGGGUACAGUUGGCGGGACCAAAUGUCAAUCCAACGGUUGCACCGUGAGACAGGCACAGGACCUAGGUCAUUUACUGCACAAUCUAUAAAACAGCACAUUGGGACUUCAGAAAUCCUGGGUUCAUGGAAGGCCAAAAAGAUUUACUGUGCCAUGCUGCAAUUAUAG